UCCAUGUUUUCUUAGGUUUAGAAGAUAGAAAUAGUUUGUGUAGGUGGAAACCAGUUUGAGGUAUUUUCGGAACAUAAUACCGUUGAAUGAUAAUUUUAGAAAAUAGAUGAGAUUCUUAUUACUUUUCAUUUAUUCUUUAGCCUAAGUUUAUUCAAGUUUCUUCAGUCAUCACAUAAGGUUCUGUGGGUGAAGACUGUAGCAUCUCAAUCAUUCAUUUAAAGCAUCAGCAGAUAUUUCCAGAGAACUUCUUCUUCACUCUUAUCUUCCUCUCUUCUCCAACAUUUCCUUCAUUCUGGCUAUUGUCUUUUCCUAUGGCCGAUGCUUUAGUGGAAAGCGUGAUUGAAAAUUUGGGAUCUCUAGUCAAAGACCAACUUGCAAUUUACUGGGGUGUUGAUGAGCAGACUAAGAAGCUUUCCAGCAAUCUGAAAGCAAUCCGUGCUGUUCUCAGAGACGCUGAGAGAAAACAAAUAACAAGCUAUGCAGUGAAGGAUUGGCUGCAGAAACUCACAGAUGCAGCAUAUGUGCUUGAUGAUAUCUUGGAUGAAUGUUCAAUUCACUCCACAAAGAUGCACUCUGUUGAUGGUCAUACUUCACGCCUAUCCCGUCUCCAUCCUAAGGACAUUCUCUUCCGUUUUCAUAUCGGAAAGAGGAUGAGAGACAUCACCCAGAGAUUUCACAGCAUUCAUGAAGAAAGGCUCACUUUUGAAUUACGUGAGAGUGUCACAGAAAAGCAAGCCGUUGAUGAUGAUGAUUGGCGCAAAACUAGUUCUGACAUUACAGAACCUAUAGUCUAUGGCAGAGACCAGGGUCGAGAGCAAAUUUUGAAGUUUCUUUUAGAAGAUGCUAGUGACAGUGAAGACCUCUCCAUCUAUCCCAUAGUUGGCAUGGGUGGGCUUGGCAAAACAACACUUGCGAAGCAGGUCUUCAAUGAUGACAGGGUAUGCAAACAUUUUGACUUGACAAUUUGGGUCUGUGUUUCUGAUGAUUUCAACACUAAGGCAAUACUACAAUCCAUCAUAGAAUGUAUCACUGGACAAAAUCCCAAUCUCAAUAGCUUAGAAGCAAUGCGGAAAAAGGUUGAAGAAGCAUUGCACAACAAGAGGUAUUUACUUGUUCUUGAUGAUGUGUGGAAUGAAGAUCAAGAGAAAUGGAAGGAGUUGAAGGGGAAGUUGCAGUGUGCAAGGGGAGCCAAAGGAGCUACCAUUUUGGUCACUACUCGACUUGAGGAAGUUGUCUCCAUCAUGGGAACACAUUCUGCUUACCGUUUGACAGCGUUAUCAGAAGAUGACAGUUGGUCAUUGUUCAAACACCAUGCGUUUGGACCAAACAGAGAAGAAAGCGAAGAGCUUGUGACAAUCGGCAAAGAGAUAAUGAGGAAAUGCGUCGGUUCGCCACUUGCAAUCAAAACCCUGGCUAGCUGUUUGCGUGAUGAAAGUGAGGUAAGCCAAUGGGAAAAUGUAAAGAAAAGCGAAAUUUGGAAUAUACGAGAAGAAAGUAGUUCUGUGACAGGUGAUGAAAAUUCUAUUAUGCGUGUUUUGAAAUUGAGCUAUUCUAAUUUGAAGUCGUCUGUGAAGAGAUGUUUUUCUUUUUGUGCAAUAUUCCCCAAAGAUUGGGAGAUAAAAAAGGAAGAAGUAAUUCAUCUCUGGAUGGCUAAUGGAUUUAUUAAAUGCGAAGGAGAUGUAGAAGUGGAGGAUGUUGGAAAUAAAGUGUGGAAAAAAUUAUAUAGUAGAUCCUUUUUUCAAGAAGCAAAGUAUGAUGAAUUUGGUAUGAUCACAACUUUCAAGAUGCAUGAUCUAUUUCAUGAUCUUGCCCAAUCUAUUAUGGGCGAGGAAUGUGUGGUUAUUGUGGAAGGAAGGUUGACCCCAUUGUCAACUAGAGUUCACUAUUCAAGCUUGUUAAAUUCUGGUGUUUCUGUUGAUGUGUCUGAUUUCAGGCAAAGAUUUAUGACUGUUUUGAAGAAAGUUGAAUCUCUGCGUACUUUUCUUGAUAUUGGUGGUAUUGGCCGUGUGCCAACAAACCAUUGUCUCCAAGCAUUGCAAACAAGCUCUUCUUUGUUGUCCCCGCUCAAGGAUUUAACACAUUUGAGAUACUUGAGUUUGAGUUGGAAUUCGGAAGCAAGCUUAAAUAACUCAAUUUGUCACUUGCCAAAAUUGCAAAUAUUGAAACUGCAACAUCUGAGACAUCUUUAUGGACUACCCAAAGACUUGACACAAUUACAGGAUCUAAGACAUAUUGUGAUUAUUGAAUGUCCUUCAAUAGUAGAAAUGCCUCCCAAAAUUAGCAAGUUAAGGCAUCUAAGAACACUGAGCAUUUUUGUUGUGGGUUCAAAACCAGGAUGUGGGUUAGCGGAGUUGCAUAGUUUAAAACUUGGAGGCACACUGAGAAUUAGAGGCCUUGAAAACGUCUCCAACGAAUGGGAUGCUAAAGAAGCAAAUUUGAAGAGCAAGAAGGAUUUGAAUCGCCUGCACUUGUCAUGGGAUGGUAGUGCUAAUUCAAAAGGUAAUAAUGUUAGUGCAGAGAUAAUAUUGGAAGCCUUGGAGCCUCCCUCAACUCUGAAGAGUUUUGGGAUGAAUGGAUAUGAAGGAAGACGGUUAUCAAAUUGGAUGAGAAGUGUUGUAGUUCUGAAAGACUUGGUGGAAGUUAAGCUCUUCAACUGUGACAACUGUGAGGAGCUUCCUCCACUAGGUAAACUGCCACACUUGAAAAGGCUAGUGGUGAGUGGAAUGAAAAAUGUGAAGUGGAUAGAUGGUGAGACCUAUGACGGCGUGGAGGAGAAGGCAUUUCCAUCAUUGGAGAAAUUGAGUGUGGAGAAUUUACCAAAUUUGGAGAGGUUGUUGAGGGAUGAAGGAGUAGAGAUGCUCCCUCGUCUUUCCCAAUUAACAAUUUUUGGCGUCUCCAACCUUAAAUUUCCACGUCUUCCUUCUGUUGAGAUACUUCUUGCUAGAAGCAUUGACGAAGUGACUAUGGAAGGGGUUGUGGGGAAUAUGACUUGUCUAAAGACCUUGGACAUUCAAAUCAUUAACGGAGCGGUGGUAUUACCCGACCAACUCAGUGGGUUGGAUGCACUACAGGACCUACGCGUUGGUUAUUGGAAUGAUUUGGAGUACUUCCCAGAACAUGUGUUGGAAGGUCUAACUUCUCUUCGAACUUUGUCUAUUAGUUACUGUCAUAAAUUAAAAUCCUUAUCUGAAGGUGUUGGACAUUUGGCUCGUCUUGAGAGUUUGUCUAUCCGCUAUUGUCCAGAGUUGAUGGAUCUACCAAGCAAUAUGAGCCAACUAACUACCCUUUGGAAGGUCUCAAUCGCGGGUAGCUCGUCAUUACCGUAUGGCUUACAACGUGCCCCCUCCCUACGAACUUUGAAUAUAACAUUUUGCAAAUGUACUUCAUUGCCGGAUUGGCUGGGAGACAUCACUUCUCUUCAACAAUUAAGCAUUGACUAUUGUAUGGAGUUGAGGUCACUGCCGAGUAGCAUUCAACGCCUCACCAACUUGUCUUCUUUACGUAUAUACAAUUGUUCUCAUCUGGAGAAGCGGUGCAAGAGGGAAACAGGAGAGGAUUGGCAAUACAUAAACCACAUUCCAAAAAUAGAACUACAUUUCCCGAAGAAACCGACUUUUUGUGCUUAAAGAUCCAUCAUUAAGGAGUAUCAUCUGGAGGGGAAGUAAGAAAAGGGAUAGAAUGUUACAUUGCUUGGAAGAUUGAUUUGGGAUCUUUUGAACUCUGCUAAUCGGUUAUGGCUUUCCUUCAUGAAUUCAAUAUACUUUGGGAAUGACAACUUCUUUAUUCUUGAGCUGCAAGAAGAAGGGAUUCCAUCAUCAAGCUGUCGAAACCUUUUUGAAGAUGUUCUUCUUUUUCUAGUCUAUUUUUUUCACAAUACGAAUGACAUUUUUUAUAUUUUUAAAUCUCCUCGGAUAACCUGCAAAAUAAAAUGUACAUUGCUUCUAUAAUUAUUAUACUCGUUAUAUUCCAAACACCCAGCAUAAGUUAGUUAAAGU
Messenger RNA from Vigna unguiculata (cowpea), 3995 nucleotides. RefSeq names its product putative disease resistance protein RGA4. The record is from RefSeq and is a predicted model, not a curated record. Gene Ontology annotation, molecular function: ADP binding. NCBI's taxonomy places the organism in Eukaryota, Viridiplantae, Streptophyta, Magnoliopsida, Fabales, Fabaceae.